Molecule: messenger RNA, 4860 nt
Organism: Drosophila teissieri
Lineage: Eukaryota; Metazoa; Arthropoda; Insecta; Diptera; Drosophilidae
Gene: tim
Product: protein timeless
Biological process (GO): DNA repair; DNA replication checkpoint signaling; replication fork arrest
Cellular component (GO): replication fork protection complex
Molecular function (GO): DNA binding
Source: RefSeq, a predicted model, not a curated record
AUGAGCAGAGUUAGGCAGCUCCACAAUCACAUCUGGAAUAAUCAGAACUAUCAAGUGAAAUCGGUGAUGGACUGGUUACUCGCAACUCCGCAGUUGUACAGCGCGUUCUCCUCUUUGGGCUGCUUGGAAGGGGAUACCUAUGUGGUCAACCCGAAUGCAUUGGCCAUUCUGGAGGAGAUCAACUACAAGCUCACCUAUGAGGACCAGACGCUGCGCACCUUUCGACGGGCCAUUGGCUUUGGCCAGAAUGUAAGGUCGGAUCUUAUACCGCUGCUGGAGAAUGCCAAGGAUGAUGCGGUCCUGGAGUCGGUCAUCCGCAUACUGGUCAACCUGACGGUGCCGGUGGAGUGCCUGUUCUCCGUGGACGUGAUGUACCGCACGGACGUGGGUCGCCACACCAUUUUCGAGCUGAACAAGCUGCUGUACACCAGCAAGGAAGCAUUCACGGAGGCCAAGAGCACCAAGAGCGUGGUGGAGUACAUGAAACACAUCCUGGAAUCGGACCCAAAGCUGUCGCCGCACAAAUGCGAUCAAAUCAACAACUGUCUGCUGCUGCUGCGAAAUAUCCUGCACAUUCCGGAGACGCAUGCCCAAUGCGUGAUGCCCAUGAUGCAGUCGAUGCCGCAUGGCAUCUCCAUGCAGAACACGAUUCUGUGGAACCUCUUCAUCCAGAGCAUCGACAAAUUACUCCUGUAUCUGAUGACCUGUCCGCAGAGAGCCUUUUGGGGAGUGACCAUGGUGCAACUGAUUGCUCUGAUCUACAAGGAUCAGCAUGUGAGCACUCUGCAAAAGCUGCUUAGCCUCUGGUUCGAAGCCUCUCUGUCGGAGAGCUCUGAGGAUAACGAGAGUAAUACCUCGCCCCCCAAGCAGGGCAGUGGCGAUUCCAGCCCCAUGCUCACCUCCGACCCCACCUCCGAUUCCUCGGACAACGGCAGCAAUGGCCGUGGCAUGGGCGGUGGCAUGCGGGAGGGCACAGCGGCCACGUUGCAGGAGGUGAGCCGCAAGGGUCAGGAGUACCAGAACGCCAUGGCCAGAGUGCCAGCCGACAAGGCCGAUGGCUCCGAGGAGGCCAGCGAUGUGACGGGGAACGACAGCGAACAGCCAGGAUCUCCGGAGCAAUCGCAGCCCAAUCGCAGCGAGUCCAUGGAUGAUGGCGACUACGAGGAGCAGAGGCACAGCCAGCUAAACGAGAACGGAGAACGGGAUAAAGAUGAGGAUGAAGUGGAGGAAGAGGAGUACCUACAAUUGGCCCCGCCGUCGGAGCCGCUAAACUUAACCCAACAACCAGCUGACAAGGUCAACAACACUACCACCCCCACGUCCAGCCCACCGCAGGGCUGCCUGGGCAAUGAGCCCUUCAAGCCGCCACCUCCUCUGCCAGUCAGAGCCUCCACCUCGGCACACGCCCAAAUGCAGCAGUCCUACGCGAACCACGUGACUGCGGUCAAGUUGGGCCAAAAGUCGCCCCAUGCCGGCCAACUGCAGCUGACCAAGGGCAAGUGCUGUCCCCAGAAGCGGGAAUGCCCCUCCUCGCAGUCGGAGCUAUCGGAUUGCGGCUAUGGCACCCAGGUGGAAAAUCAGGAAUCCAUUUCCACCUCCAGCAACGACGACGAUGGGCCGCAGGGCAAGCCGCAGCACCAAAAGCCGCCGUGCAACACGAAACCACGGAAUAAACCACGGACGACUAUGUCGCCAAUGGACAAAAAGGAGCUGAGACGCAAAAAACUGGUCAAGCGCAGCAAAAGCAGCCUCAUCAACAUGAAGGGUCUGGUGCAGCACACGCCCACCGACGAUGACAUAUCCAAUCUGCUGAAGGAGUUCACCGUGGACUUCCUGCUCAAGGGCUACAGCUAUCUGGUGGAGGAGCUGCACAUGCAACUGCUAUCCAAUGCGAAGGUGCCCAUUGAUACGUCGCACUUCUUCUGGCUGGUCACCUACUUCCUGAAGUUUGCCGCCCAACUGGAGCUGGAUAUGGAGCACAUCGACACCAUACUCACCUACGAUGUCCUGAGCUACUUGACCUACGAGGGCGUGUCCCUCUGUGAGCAACUGGAACUGAAUGCCCGGCAGGAGGGCAGUGAUCUGAAGCCCUAUCUGAGGCGGAUGCACUUGGUGGUGACGGCCAUCAGGGAGUUCCUCCAGGCCAUCGACACGUACAGCAAAGUGACCCACUUGAACGAGGACGACAAGGCCCAUUUGAGGCAGCUGCAGCUGCAGAUCAGCGAAAUGUCCGAUCUGCGGUGCCUCUUUGUGCUGCUGCUGAGGCGCUUCAAUCCCAGCAUCCAUUCCAAGCAGUAUCUCCAGGACCUGGUGGUCACCAAUCACAUACUCCUGCUCAUUCUGGACAGCUCGGCCAAACUUGGUGGCGGUCAAUCCAUUCGCCUGUCGGAGCACAUUACCCAGUUUGCCACGCUGGAGGUGAUGCACUACUAUGGCAUCCUGUUGGAGGACUUUAACAACAACGGAGAGUUCGUCAAUGACUGCAUCUUCACCAUGAUGCAUCACAUAGGUGGCGAUCUGGGCCAGAUUGGGGUUCUCUUUCAACCAAUUAUUUUGAAAACCUAUUCAAGAAUUUGGGAAGCGGACUAUGAACUGUGCGAUGACUGGUCUGAUCUCAUCGAGUAUGUGAUUCACAAGUUCAUGAAUACUCCUCCGAAGUCGCCACUCACCAUUCCCACUACUUCAUUGACGGAAAUGACGAAAACACACAACCAGGAGCAUACCGUUUGCUCUUGGUCGCAGGAGGAGAUGGACACCCUGUAUUGGUAUUAUGUGCAGAGCAAGAAGAACAACGACGUUGUGGGCAAGAUAGUGAAGCUCUUUAGCAACAACGGCAACAAGCUGAAAACCCGGAUUUCUAUUAUCCAACAACUUUUGCAACAGGAUAUUAUAACCUUGUUGGAGUACGAUGACCUGAUGAAGUUCGAGGAUGCGGAGUAUCAGAGAACUCUGCUGACCACUCCCACUUCCGGCACCACAGAGUCCGGAAUCGAGAUUAAGGAGUGCGCCUACGGCAAACCCUCAGACGAUGUGCAGAUCCUGCUUGACCUGAUCAUCAAGGAGAACAAGGCGCAGCACCUGCUGUGGCUGCAGAGGAUCCUCAUCGAGUGCUGCUUCGUCAAGCUGACCCUGCGGAGUGGUCUCAAGGCGUCGGAGGGGGGCGAGCACAUCAUGGAGCCGGUGGCCUACCACUGCAUCUGCAAACAGAAGUCCAUUCCGGUGGUGCAGUGGAACAACGAGCAAUCCACCACGAUGCUGUAUCAGCCGUUUGUGUUGCUGCUCCACAAGCUGGGCAUCCAGCUGCCGGCGGACGCGGGCUCGAUCUUUGCCAGAAUUCCGGACUACUGGACGCCGGAGACCAUGUAUGGGUUGGCCAAGAAGCUGGGACCGCUGGACAAACUCAACCUCAAGUUCGACGCCAGCGAGCUGGAGGAUGCGACGACGACGAGCCCGUCGCGCUACCAUCACACCGGGCCACGCAACUCGCUCAGCUCGGUGAGCAGCCUGGACGUGGACCUCGGCGAGCCCGAGGAGCUGGCCCUCAUACCCGAGGUGGACGCGGCCGUGGAGAAGGCCCAUGCCAUGGCAUCCACGCCAUCGCCCAGCGAGAUCUUCGCGGUGCCCAAGACGAAGCACUGCAACUCGAUCAUCAGAUAUACACCCGAUCCCACGCCUCCAGUGCCCAACUGGCUGCAGUUGGUCAUGCGCAGCAAAUGCAAUCAGCGCACAGGUCCGGCUGGUGAUCCCAGCGAUUGCGUGGGCCCCACUUCCACAAUCGUGGAGGAUGAGGGAUUGGGCAAGUCCAUCAGUGCAGCCACUUCGCAGGCGGCGAGCACCUCCAUGAGCACGGUGAAUCCCACCACCACCUUGAGCCUGAACAUGCUGAACACCUUCAUGGGCAGCCAAAACGAGAACAGCAGCAGUUCCGGCUGCGGGGGCACCGUGUCCUCCCUGUCCAUGGUGGCUCUGAUGAGCACUGGCGCCGCGGGCGGAGGCGGUGGCGUUGGCGUUGGUGGUGGCUGUGGUGGUGGCACCUCCGGACUGGACAUGGAUGCGGAUGCCACCAUGAAGACGUCGUUUGAGCGGCUGGAGGGCAACGGAUCGCACUUCUCGCGGGCCAACAACCUGGACCAGGAGUACAGUGCCAUGGUGGCAUCCGUGUACGAAAGGGAGAAGGAACUAAACAGCGACAAUGUCUCUUUGGCCUCGGACCUGACCAGAAUGUAUGUGAGCGAUGAGGACGAUCGACUCGAGCGAACCGAGUUCCGGGUGCCCCACUAUCACUGAGGAUCCAUAGCCAAUCCCAAUCCCCCAAUUCGAUCGGAUAUCCGAGUUUUGAGUGAGGCCCACCAGCUGGAAAUUACUGUACUGUACCUUAAUCAAUCAAAUCAAGUAACAUUUUAAUUGUAAUCAUAACCCCCGGCACAAGGAUUGUACAUUUAAUGACCUCUAAAUGCAAAAGUAUACCUGAUUAAUUAGCAUAUAUACGCAUAACGUAAAUUACGCGGUUAACAAAAAAGUCGCAGCAGAAAGUGAAGAAAAGUGCAUUAUUUGGUGUAAUGAGUGUGAGGCUCUGCAGACUGUAUGCCUAACCUAGCCCAUUAGAUACUUAAUGUUUAAGUUAACCUUAGUUUCCAAUCGUAUUCGGUAUACUUACCACAUACACAAACACAAACAAACACACACACACAUGUAAAUGGGCAGUUCCUGGUUAAAAUAGUGCAAAUAUACACAGAUAAAUCUAUUUACACGAUUAAGAAAGAAGAGCGGCCGGUGUCCAAAGUCCAUAUGUAUGUAUAUCCUUAGUCAUAAGUUAUGCUUAGCAGUAAUAAAGCUUUCCCUGUAGCCAAAAGCCACAAA